Xyrauchen texanus (razorback sucker) is the source of this 2852-nucleotide messenger RNA. RefSeq names its product focal adhesion kinase 1-like. Bases 470 to 2191 code for a protein of 573 amino acids. Gene Ontology annotation, cellular component: focal adhesion. The record is from RefSeq and is a predicted model, not a curated record. The transcript is spliced from 12 exons. Gene Ontology annotation, biological process: protein phosphorylation; signal complex assembly. Gene Ontology annotation, molecular function: ATP binding; protein tyrosine kinase activity. Lineage: Eukaryota; Metazoa; Chordata; Actinopteri; Cypriniformes; Catostomidae.
AGCUGUUAAGCCCAAACUUAUUAUGGCACAUUCUGCUGACAUUCAUAUUUUUUUUUUAAUUAUUCGUUAAAUUAUAAUUAAAAGCUGUUAAGACCAAAUUUAUCAUGACACAUUUUAGUUUCAUUAAUAUUUGUACAAUAUUUUGUCAAGAAAGAUUUUUAAUAAUUAAAAGCUGUCAAGCAAAAACUUGACACAUGUUGGUCGGUUUGUUAAAGUUUGACAUUAAUUCAGACUUUUGUCUGGGAGAGCCUGGGAUCCCUGCAAAAAUCAAGGUUGUGUAGGAUGGUCUGGGUUUUAUGUGCUGACCGUGGAGAAUCUCAGUGUGCGCCUCAGCAAUGAAGGUCUGGAUUGAUCAGAACAGGUGUCCCUUCUGUUCAUCGUGUGUGUGUGUGUGUGUGUGUGUCUGCUCUCUCUCUCUCUCUCUCUCUCUCUCUCUCUCUCUCUCUCUCUCUCUCCAAUCCACACAUUCAUGGGCUCUGUCAGGGAUAAUAGAGUUUCCAGAAAUAGUCCCUCUCAUAGUCAGGCAGCUUGCAUUCUCUCACCACUAAAACGUACACACUCCAGGCUUUCGCACCUACUGUGUCCUAUCCGCAUCAAAGAGCAAACCUUCUCUAACUGCAGUACAAUCCUUGCAGAGGAGAAGACUCAACAGGAAGAGCGCAGCCGUAUGGAGAUGAGGAGACAUGUCCCCGUGUCCUGGGACUCGGGAGGCUCAGAUGAGGCACCACCCAAACCCUCCCGCAGACGCCCCCUCCAGCACAGCUUCAGUAUGGACUGUCUGUCUGCGUCUGCUGCUCCUCGCCCUCCACAGCAACCUUUUGGUUCCCAGAUCUCCCUUUGCAUCCUCCAGCCUGAGAUGUCUGCCUCUUCUUUGGGGUCAUGCAACAAAACCAUUAUUAAUCAGUCACCACACAUGCAGUCCCAGCUAACGCUACAGCAGAACACUCAUACUCAGACCCCUGCAAAUGCACAACAGCUUAACAUUUAUCCACAGACCCAGCAUUUCCCACAAACUCAGCCCCAGCUUCUGCUUCAGCCUUUACCGCUACACUGCUCCCUGCUGUUGCCCCAGGGUCCCUGGAGGAGCCCCUAUAUACCCCCCAGUACCACAAAGCCUGCUUUCUUCAACCCCCACUAUCCAACCAUGCAGCAGCUGAGGCUGACCCACGUGCACUGCAGACCCUCACAGCCCAGCCGACCUGGUUAUCCAAGUCCUCGUUCCAGUGAAGGAUUUUACCCCAGUCCUCAGCACAUGGGCCAGCACAAUCAUUAUCAGAUGGCAGGGCACUCUGGCCCACACAGCUUGCUUUCCGUUCCUGGCAGCAUGUAUCCUCAGGCGGCAGGGACAGGACUUGAUCCCCAUGAUAGCUGGAACCAUCGUAGAGGUGCUCAAGAUCACAUGUGGAACCCCAGCAUGGAGGAUGGAGUUGCUUUGCGUUGUGGUCUGUCUCAGCUGAUGGAAGAACAGUUGUUACUGCAACAGCAGCAGAUGGAUGAUGAUCAGCGCUGGUUGGAGCAGGAGGAGAGACUACUGAAGCCUGAUGGCAGAAGUUCCAGAGGCAGCAUUGACCGUGAUGAUGGAAGUCUACAGGGACCAACUGGAAACCAGCACAUUUAUCAACCUAUAGGGAAGGCAGAGCACGCAGCACCACCUAAAAAGCCUCCUCGGCCUGGAGCUCCCGGCCACCCCGCAGGUGUCUCUGGUCUCAAUCCAACAGAUAGAUACAAUGAAGGCGUGAAGAUUCAGCCCCAGGAGAUCAACCCGCCCCCAACAGCUAACUUGGAUCGGUCCAAUGAUAAGGUGUAUGAAAAUGUGACGGGGCUGGUAAAGGCUGUGAUUGAAAUGUCCAGUAAAAUCCAGCCAGCUCCCCCAGAGGAAUACGUCCCAAUGGUGAAGGAAGUGGGAUUAGCAUUGAGAACACUGCUGGCCACUGUGGAUGAGACAAUACACAUACUGCCAGCUCACACACACAGAGAGAUCGAAAUGGCUCAGAAGCUUCUAAAUUCCGACUUGGCAGAGCUGAUAAAUAAGAUGAAGUUAGCUCAGCAGUACGUCAUGACCAGCCUGCAACAGGACUAUAAGAAACAGAUGCUAACAGCUGCACACGCACUCGCUGUGGAUGCCAAAAACCUGCUGGAUGUGAUCGACCAGGCCAGGCUGAAGAUGUUGGGCCAAGCACGGCCGCAUUAGCCCUGGGCUUAGGCCGCAUUAGGAAUAAGGCACGAGGACACCAACGUACAUUAUGGCAGCACAGCAGACUGACGCCCCAGAAACACACCAGCACAGACUUGGGCUCCCUGCACUCAUUCACUGACCCUCCACAUUGUAGAAUACUGGUGCUUAUGAAGAGGGCUCUGGAUUUAUUUAAUGGAUGAGCCAGACUGGACCGGACGCAUCAAGACUGAAGACAUGUAAUGACUGGAUCUCUUCCAGAGCAUUCUGGCCCCUUCAAUAAAGAAUUUGUGGGACUGGGUGAUCUGCUUUAAGCAGAUGGUGACUGGAAGCCGAGGAGGUGAUCUGAGGAUCUGGGGCUGCUCUGAGCUUUUAAAAGUAUCUGGAGGAUAAGAGACACUCUUACACUGUAUCUAAUAUGUCUGUUUCGUUGACAAAUCCGAGCUCAAAGGUCAGAUCACACAAAUCUAGAUUAAGCUCAGAUUGGAUUCUGGUUGUAGAAUCAUAAAUGUUGAGACUCUAAGUUUUGCACAGUAGAACUUGAGUUGAGUCUGGAUUUGCAAGGUUUCUUGAGACUUUUUUGCAUUGCAGACUCAACACUUCUCCCUAGGACUGAGAAGGAGAGUGUUGUAUAUUUGGCCUUUGUGCCACCUAGAGGUAAAAUAAAGCUAUUACUGAA